Trypanosoma grayi is the source of this 291-nucleotide messenger RNA. RefSeq lists its product as hypothetical. The transcript has a single exon. The record is from RefSeq and is a predicted model, not a curated record. Lineage: Eukaryota; Euglenozoa; Kinetoplastea; Trypanosomatida; Trypanosomatidae. Gene Ontology annotation, biological process: mitochondrion organization. Gene Ontology annotation, cellular component: nucleus; mitochondrion. Bases 1 to 291 code for a protein of 96 amino acids.
AUGCAGCGUGGCGGCGGCGGCGGCACGGGUAUGCUCGGCACGAUGGCCUCCGUCGCUGCCGGGUCCGUCAUUGGCCACGGUAUUUCACACAUGAUGUUUAACCGCGAUGAGCCGCCUGCGCAGCCCGCGCAGGCGCAGGAGGUGGCACGGCAGGUCGGUGAAGGCGCUUGCGCUCCGCAGAUCAAGUCGUACGCCAAGUGCCUCGAGGCAAAUGAGGGCAAACCUGAAAACUGCAAGUGGGCCUGGGACUAUUUCAUGCAGUGCCAGGAGCAACAGCCGCAGCAAGAGUAA